Adineta steineri is the source of this 2262-nucleotide messenger RNA. The record is from the annotation of a GenBank genome assembly. Lineage: Eukaryota; Metazoa; Rotifera; Eurotatoria; Adinetida; Adinetidae.
AUGCAUUCUUCAUUGUUUUGCAUUUCUGUUUUUUUUCUAACAUUCCUUAUUGUAUUUACUCAAUCCACACGUGUAGCUGAUCAAAUGUAUGUAUCAUUUGAUCGUGCACGUUAUUGUGUUCGUCAUCUUAAUGGUACACAUGAAAUCGGUUGUCAGUCAUCUAUGAGAGGCAACUCCGGUCGAAUGUAUAUGAUUGAUAAUGAGAAUGAAUUUAAUUCGUAUCUUAAAGAUAGUAAAACAAUUGAUUCAUCCAAUUCAUUUAUUAUUGCGCUUAAUAUCGAGUUAUUUAAUUCCGAAUAUGUUGAUAAAUUAAUGAAUCGUCUUGAUUCAAAAUUAAAUGGUCUUGUAAUUUAUUUAAAAUCAAAUCUAUCUCGACCUAAAGAUUUUUCACAUGAUGAUCAAUGUCCAAAUCAUCGUCAAUCUUAUUAUUUAAAUCAAACUGAAACAGUUCAUUGGAAUCCGAAAGGAACUGGUUUAUUUUUUCGUUCAUUUCCAUUUCCAAUUGUAUUACUCGAUGAAAAAGAUGAUUAUGAACGCUUAGAUAAAUUUUAUCGUCAAUUUUAUAAUACUCAAUCAUCACCAACAUGUGGUCUAGAAGUAAAAGCAUUUCAAAGUGCUGCACAUACAUCGAAAACAUGUAUGCGUAGAAAUGAAAUAUCACAUUCAUUACUUGAUGCUGUCGAUGGAUUUUGUGAUCCUGUUGGUGGUUUAAAUAUCUAUAGUAAAUUACCUGAUUCAUUAACUCUUGUACCAAAACAACGACAACCAAAAUCAGUUGUUCUUAUUUUAGCAACAACAGAUAGUUUUCAAAUGUUUUUGAAAGCACAAGGUACAACAGGUGGUGCACAACAACCAGCAACAGCACUCAUAACAUUUCUUGCACUUGCUCAUGUUAUUGGACAAGAACAAAAAGAAUUUAAUAAACAAGAUAAAGAAAUUAUAUUUGUUACACUUGAUGGUGAUGCAUUAGAUUAUUCAGCUUCAUUUCGAUUUCUAUUUGAUAUGAAUAAUGAUUAUUUUCCAGCUGGUGAUAAAAAUGAGCAACGUAUUAAAAUAGAACAUAUUCAUUCUAUUAUUGAAUUUCAAUCAUUAAGUUUUUCUAAUAAUCUUUCUCUUUAUGCAUAUCCAUCAUCACCAUCGAUAAUAAAUGAAACAUUUAUCGCAACAUUACUUGAAAAUAAUCCAAUGAUUACUCGAAUGAAUGCUAAUUCUCCUCUACCACCAGCAUCUUCACAAAUUUUUCAGCGUGAAACAUCAUCAUUAUCUUUUCCAACCUAUAUUCUAACAUCAACAAAUGAAAAUCAAUUAUUAAAUCAUUAUUAUCAUUCAUUUUUUGAUGAUCCUUCAACAUUAUCAAUUAAUAUAUCAUCAUUAGAAUAUAAUACAACUACUGAAUUCAGUCAAUGGAUUAAAAGUAUUGUUGAACCAUUAGCUCAAACAUUACUUGAUUCAUAUGUUGGUAAUAAUAUAACAAAUGUUACUAUUGAACAAGAAAUUAUAAAUAAUCUUGUUUAUUGUGUUUUAAAAAAUGUAAAUUGUCCUCUUAUUCAUAAUGUUUCAAAUGAAUCAAUUGGAAAUUCAUUUGAUGCAUUCGAACAAACAUCAUUACCUUUUUCAAUAAAUACUUAUCCAACAGCAACAACACCAACAUUUCCUUUUGUACAAAAUAUACUUAGUUAUUUUUUACGUGAUCGAGAAUAUGAUAAACAAAAUUUAACUGAAACAAAAUGUUUAGAACAGAAAAAUAAUGAUACUCUUCGAUUGUAUAGAUAUGUUGGUGGAUAUGCACCAUCAAUAAUAUCUGAACAAAAUUAUUCUGGAUACUGUGUUCGAUCAUAUUUACGAUAUGCACCGUCAUCUUCACCAGCGUUUAGUAUUGAUAAUUAUGAUCUAUCACAAACAACCUAUCCAGCAUGGACUGAAAGUCGAUGGACAACUUUUACUUUACGGUUGUUUAUUAUUCCAACAAGAACACAUGAAAUAGUUACACUUAUUAUUGGUAUUCUAUUACUUACGAUUUCAUUUAUUGUCUUUUCUGUAUUACGUUGAAAAAGCUUCGAGACCCGGACCCGACGGGCUCUACGUCCAAUACAACAUUUGCUUGGUCAGUCAGCAUCUCCAUCUUCAUAUCAUCCAAAUGCUGGUUCAAUAACUCCAACACAAUCAUCAGCUCGUCGAAUAAAUUCCUCGUUAUCAAAACAACAGCCUCAAUCAUCAACUGGUUCAUUAAUACGAACGAAGAAUCAUGAAAUUAAUAUUUAG